AUGCAUACCGAGGCUCCCGAUCUCCCUAAGCUAGUCCUCAGGGGCACCCCUAAAGAGAUUGGUCUCCAGCAUGGUUACCGCCUGCAGCAGCAAAUUAAGUCCCAAAUAGGACUCUACGAAGAGAUGUUUCAGUACACUAGCAAAAUGGACUGGCCCACUGUCCUCCAGCUGGCGGAGGAAUUCCGAGCCUCCCUGGAGCGCAAAACGCCUAGUUUAUACGCCGAGAUGCAGGGCAUAGCGGAAGGCGCAGGAGUAGACAUCCUGGAUAUCAUAGCAUUGAACUGUCGGAGUGAAAUAUCGCUUGGGAGCUUUUCAGAUGGAUGUACGAGUCUUUCGUGGAAAAAGAACGACAACGCACGAGUUUUGGCACAGAACUGGGAUUGGACCAGCAGCAUCCAGAAGAACCUAGCGUUGAUGGAUAUUGAAAUCUCGGGGAAGCCGAGGAUCUGCAUGGUCGCAGAGGCAGGUAUCAUAGGGAAGAUUGGGUUCAAUAGUGCUGGCGUCGGAACCUGCCUGAACGCUAUAAAAGCUCGACCUUGCAUUACCUCCAAAGUCCCGAUUCAUGUAGCUCUCCGCUUAUGCUUAGAAAGCACAUCGGUUGAGAAUGCAUUACAGACUCUCUCAUCUCUGGGGGGUGUAGCUUCGAGCCAACAUAUCCUAAUCGCCGAUAGCACAACAUCCCUUGGUUUGGAGCUCUCGCCCUUGGGAGACCUACACUUGAAGGAGGAUGAGAAUGGUGUGAUAACGCAUACCAAUCAUUUUAUCGAGAACAAGAAUGUGACGGAGCCCUCAUGGAUAAAGGGCUCGCCGGCUCGUUUAGAGCGAGCUCAACAGCUCGUCCGCGAGCUGGUCAACAAUGGCAUUCAGGGCGACUCGAUCACACCGAGCUUACUACGGGAGCAGGUUUUCUCCGAUACCUGCAAUGCGCCACAAUCCAUAUGUUCCCAGGAGGACCCGAGUAGUCAUCCCACAAGGCGCACUUCUACAUUGUUUAACAUUGUGAUGAAUCUGGACAAGCAGGAUCUUGGGGCGGAAGUUGUUGUUGGUCAACCGGGAUCUGGCAAGGAAAGUCCCGUAAUCAAGAUGCCUUGGAUGUAA
Aspergillus bombycis is the source of this 1098-nucleotide messenger RNA. Its product is annotated as putative acyl-CoA:6-aminopenicillanic-acid-acyltransferase. The record is from RefSeq and is a predicted model, not a curated record. Bases 1 to 1098 code for a protein of 365 amino acids. Lineage: Eukaryota; Fungi; Ascomycota; Eurotiomycetes; Eurotiales; Aspergillaceae. The transcript is spliced from 3 exons.